AACAUUUUAAUGCGUGUAAUGUUUAAAAAAUAUCAAGAUAAGACAGAUAAUCAAUGUAUUAACAUUUCCUAAUAAAACACGGUAGUUAUUAUAAAGCUAGCAGGUGGUCUGCCAUAAUGGAAACAUGUGUGCUAAGCUAAUUUAAUUUACAAUGCUCGGAAGUCAGAGCUAGCUAAUGCUACAGCUAACAUAACGUCAGGUGUCAGAGGCUAGGCUAGCUAGCUAGCGUGCUCUGGGUGUUUUACGAUAAACAGCAGCAGAAUAGUCAAAUAAUAUUUACGUUCUUGGGUUGUAUUUCAGUUUAAUGUUUGCUUUGUGAUUUAUUUAACGCUGACCUCGCCGCAGUUUUAUUACCUCAACUUUUAGUGUAUCUAACGUUACUUUCCAGAGGGAAGCAUUUCACUGCUGCACAUUUCCUGUUUCCUAGCAACGAGAGCAAUGUGGAAAUGGGGAUGGAAGAAAAAAAGACAAUUGAAAAGAGGGGGUUGCCCUUUACACAAAAAUAACGUUUUUAGAAUAAUGAAUGAAAACAUACCAUCGGAGGCUCGCGUUGAAUCAGCACUGCUGCAGCUCCAUUUGCCUGCUUCUCCUAAAUUUAAGUCACACUCCUAAUUUUGAGGAACUGGUUCUCAACAUCUUCUGCCGUGUUACGUCACCGGGCACUGCUUGGACCUUAUUAUUAAUCCUCUCGGACAAUAAGGGCAUCUAAUGCAUUUCCCCUCUGAAUUUUCAUACACUCUGUGUCUGGUGCACUCAAUUCAGCUGCUGUCUUGUAAUGGCAGUGCAAGAGCCUGGCAGGGCAACAGGUUUUCCUUGCAAACAAUGUGGCACGGUAUGUCCCAAUAUGCCCAGUCUGCUCGAGCACAUGGAUGCUCACCUUCAAGAAGAGGAAGAACGCAAAUUUAAAUGUGACGAAUGUGGACGUGGUUAUAGGCAUGCGGGUAGCCUAGCUAACCACAAAAAGACUCACGAGGUGGGUUCUUUUCAAUGUAACAUCUGCGGUAAAGAAAACUCCAAUGCUUUGGCCCUGAAGAGUCAUCUCCGGAGCCACACUUCACAGAAAAAGUACUCUUGUGCAGAAUGUGGGAAAUCUUUUCGUCUGGCAACACAGCUGGCCACACAUGAGAGGGUUCACCUUGCCAGGCGAGUAAAGGAGCGGUCAUAUAGGAAGGUAGACAUGGAAUAUCCCACACAUGAAGAUAAUGAUGAAAUUGAAAAUGAUCUCAUUGAGCAGUCACCCGGGGUCCAGAUUUCUCCAGAAAAUAGCCCAGUUGACGACAAGAUGGAGGUUGUUUAUAAUCCACAAUCCGAGACCUCUGAUGAUGCAGCAAAUCGACCUUUCAGGUGUGAUUUGUGUGACAAGUCAUACAUACACCAUCGAAGCCUGACCAAUCAUAAAAAGACUCACCAAGUGGGAAUGUUUGAGUGCACGGUGUGUUUCAAGCUGUUCAAUAACAUGGCUGCCCUCUAUAGCCACCAGAGAACUCACAAGACAAGAAGUGGGGCAGACCCUGACUCGAUGGGUGGGUCCUACACAGGCACACCACAGGGCCAGUUUUCACCUCAGAGCCAGGAUGCUCCUGUCAAUUUUUGCCAUUUGUGUCAGGUACUAUUCCCCAAUGAUGAAGAGUUCCAGGAACACAUCCAAAUGCAUAACUCUUCAUCUCUGUCAUUUGGUCUUCAUGAUACCUUGUCAGAGAACCACAAUAUAUCAUAUGACAACAGUAUUGCUUCGCCUGAGUCCAAUUUGUAUGCAUCUCCUAUAAAUAAUGUUCCCUCAGUAUCAUCGAUAGAUAAUCACGGAGGCUUUGAUCAGCCACAGGAGCGGAUUAGAAGUAACGGCCACGUGUACUCUGACUGCCCUAAAAAUCAAACAUCCCCUUUCAAUAGCACUCAGGGAGAACCCCCAAUCAUGGAUACAAGCAUUCUCAGUCCUGCUCUGAUGCACAUACAAAACACUGACAAUGCAACUGAAACGGAAGAGACUUCAACUCUAGAUUCUGAUGAGCGGCCUUUCAGGUGUCAAAUCUGCGGUAAAAGCUACCGGCACUCUGGGAGCCUCAUCAACCACAAAAGGUCACAUCAGGUCGGGAUUUACCAAUGUUCCAUCUGCAGAAAGAGCUAUCCUCAUCUAGCUGCCCUAAAAAGUCAUCUUCGUCUCCACAAAGCUCAGUCGGCAUCUUUUGGUCUCAACGCUGAGGGUGACUGGCUCUCCUCCGAGCCUCUGACUCUUGAGAACCAACAGGGCUGCUUCUCCUCUCAAGACGAGGAGGAAGAUGGCACUCCUCCUGCGCUUGGUAUGAAUCAGGAGAAUGGAGUUGACCACAGCAAUAGAGCUUUAUACCAUGAGCAGUUUAAACAGGACUUUUCCCAGGAUAUCAUGCAUCUACCUCACAACGAACACCCAAUGCAGAGGCACAUGUGUGCAGACUGUGGGGAGACAUUUGCAGAUAUUGCAGGGAUUAAGUCUCACAGUUGCCCGCUGCUACAGCAGCAACACAACACUACUAGCAGUGACUAUGACAGUAAUAUAAAUUUCCAGGACAGUAAUGGUCACUGUCUCAUUGGAGAUCCAGGGAGUAAUGUCGAGUUCCACGGUCUGAAUGGUAGCCACGACCAAAAUUACUUUGAACAGAACUUCCAUGACAAUAUGAGCAUCGAUCAGCUGAAUGGCGACGGAGAAGGUGGUAAUGCUGACGAGGACGAUGAUGACGAGGACGACGAUGAUGGAGAUCUUUAUCAAUGCUCUAUAUGUGGAAACAACUACACCAGCAUGAGGGCUCUCAGGAGCCAUCUUCGAGGGCACACACAGUCCCAUGGUACUCCUGCUAGCUCAGGGCCUUCCUCCAUGUCCUCCCACGAAGAAAUGAAAGAAGAUGAGCCCGGAGAGAUGAUGAUCUGUAGCACAUGUGGGGAAAGUUUUGCCAAUAGGCAGGACUUGAUCAUGCAUCAGUUUCUACACAAAAAGGACCCGGUAGAUAAUGUAAAUAUGAACAACAGUGGUGUAUCUGUAGGAAAAGAUGAAGCACAGAGUAUCAUCUGUGGCAGCUGUGGCAUCUUCUGCACCAGCUACCAUCAUCUUGAAAACCACGGUUGCACAGCUGAGAGGACGGAUGAGUCGACACGUAGUAAAGAGGAAAUUAAAGUAAAUGAUGUUGCCCAGCAUGAAGACAUGAGUCACAACAAAGAAACUUUGGAUUCUGAAGAUCGUCAGUACAAGUGUGAUCAGUGUGGGCGUUCAUACAGACACGCCGGUUCCCUCCUUAACCACAAAAAGUCCCACAAAACGGGUGUAUUCAGAUGCCUCAUCUGCCAGAAGCGCCUCUACAACCUGUUGGCCCUUAAAAACCAUCAGAGGUCCCACUUUGACAUUAAGAGGCAUGCUUGCCAAGAGUGUGGGAAAGCCUUCAAAAUUCAGAAGCAGCUAUUGAACCACCUGAGAAGGCACAAAGAGAACCAAGCCAAAAUCCAGGAUCUCAACAACCAGAUCCAGGCUCUCAUGCAGAUGAAUGGGACCAGUUCAGAUGGAGGAACGCAGUCCGUAACGUCAAACGCCAGUCAGGCUUUACCCUCCUCGCGACGCUGCAAGCAACUCCGGGGGGGUAAGAGAGGACAAAGAAAGUGUGAGACCGCAGUCAAAUCAGAGGACACGAGUGACCCGAGGCCUUUCGCCUGUGACCAGUGUGGACGUACGUAUCGCCACGCAGGAAGCCUGGUCAACCACAGAAACUCUCAUAAAACGGGUGAAUACUAUUGUUCUGUUUGUAACAACACGUACUCCAAUCAACUAGCAAUGAAGAACCACUUGCGCACCCACUUUGCAUAUAAAAAGCACUCUUGCCAAAACUGUGGAAAAGGCUUUAGGGGAAACAAGCAGCUAUUAGCCCACGUUUGUGCAGACCUCAGAAAGGAUGUGCCCAGAGGCAGGAGGGGCCUAAAAUCCAGGACCGUUAAAUGUAAGGAAUGUAAGCAGGCCUUUCUCUCCGUCGACCAACUGACAGCCCACACCUGUGAUGGACGUUCAGGCAGCAGUGACGCACAAACGAAUGUGUCCACAAAUAAAGAGGAGCGACCGUUCAAGUGCAACAUAUGUAAUCGCAGCUACCGCCACGCAGGCUCACUCCUGAACCACAAAAACACCCACAAGACAGGCCACUUCAGUUGCUCCUUCUGCUCUAAGCCUUUCACUAACCCCAUGGCUUUACGCAAUCACACACGCAUCCAUACGCAGAAGAAAAAGUACGUGUGUCUCACGUGCGGAAAGGCCUUCCGCCUCGCCAGCAUCCUGCACAACCACCAGAGGGUCCACAAUCGGGUUGCGAGUCAAUUCAGCUGCCCUGCCUGUGGAAAGAGCUUCCACGGCAGGUCCGGCCUGAAGAGGCACCGCUGCCGCAGAGGCCAGGAGAACUCCCCGAGAGCUGGAGUCCAGCAGUCAGAGAGGGGAGACAAGUGCUUCAUGUGUGACCUGUGUGGGCGCUCCUACCGCCAUGCUGGCUCUCUCCUCAACCAUAAAAAGACCCACUCCGAAAACCUCCACCACUGUAACUUGUGUCUCCAGACAUUUCCUGAUCCUCUCACUCUACAGAUACACUCCAUGAUGAGGCGCCACUGCUGCCCCGAGUGCGGCAAGACCUUCUGUCUGGUCGCACACCUGCAGAGCCACAUGGAGGUGCACUCAAAGGACCAGUCUGUGGUCUGCAGCCCUUGCCAGCAGAGCUUUCCCAACACAGCUAGCUACCAGCAGCACCAGGACAUGCGCCACAGGGCCCAGGAGCCCUAUCAACAAAGCGUGGAUGAACCUGUAGAUAGCAACGUUUGCUGGGACUCAGGAAUAAAUCAGACCUUGGGGAUCGACGGGAUGCACAAGCAGGUUCCACCGCCUUUGUCCCACAUUCCAGGAAGCAUCACCAAUCCACAGGAGAGUAACGAGCCUGCCGGCACAGAGGAGAAGAGCCAUGUCUGCGAGCAUUGCGGCCGCACGUAUCGCCACGCCGGCUCCCUCCUCAACCACAAGAACAGCCACAAGACGGGCUCCUUCUCCUGCUCCGUCUGCCAGAAAGAGUUCACCAACCUGAUGGCUCUCAAGAACCACCGGCGAAUUCAUACGGAGCCCAAGCGCUACCAGUGUCUGGAGUGUGGGAAGGCCUUCCGCGUGUCCACACAGCUCAUAUGUCACCGACGAAUCCACACCAAAGAGAAGCCCUUCGCCUGCCUGCUGUGCGACAAGAGUUUUUCCAGCAAGUCCAACCUGCGGCACCAUCAGAAGAUGCACCAGAACACCCAGACCUACGACUCCUCUUUUAGCAUGGAUGCUAACGCGUUUAUGGACUUGGACAUGGGGUCUUUUCUCUGAAGUGGGAUUCCAGAGCGUACAAGAGAAGACGACAAGUGGUCCUUUUAUUUAUCUGUUAUUCAUCCCUCUAUCAAUAAUUGUAAAACAGUAUUUUUUUUCAAAAAAAAGGCUCCUUUUGAGGACAUGCACUUUUCUUUACUGACUUCCGGUCUUGACCCCACAACAGAUGGUGACAUCAUUCAAAAGUCUCCAGAGGGUUUAUCAGUCGGCUUUUAAUAAAGGCCUGAAUGUUUUCCAUGAAUACACAGGAUCCCAGAGUACAAGGGCGGCUGAUGACUAUAUCAGUCGUCGCUCAUUCCUCGAUGACAAACCACCCAACCAAAGUGAACAGGGAAGUGCAGCCCAGGUCCACUCAAGAACAUUAACACUGAUAACAUGUUUUUGUAAGACAGUACUGUUCUAACGGUGAUCGUUCCUCUCUUACUAUGUAUAAUUAUGUUCAGUGCCUCUGUAAGUUCCUUAGGAAACGACAUAUACAAACUAUAUUUAUCUCUGAAUCCUUUUGUUAGCUUUGCCGUCAAUGUCAAAGGACUUUCCUUUUGGAUUGCACAUCGGGCAAGCCUGUUAUUAAGUCAAAUACCUCUGGGUGUGUCAAAAGGUCAAUGGCAAAGUUAUUUUCUGAAAUCCUAUUAUCCAGUAAAGUAGUCGUACUGUUAAUAAUAUUCAAAAAAAUAAGUUUUUUUAUUAAUUUAUUCCUGUUUUAAGUGCAUAUUUUAUUAGAAAAACUUUUUAUGAAUGUUGUAAAAAUCGGUCUACUAAAACUCAUGUAGCUUUUAAGGAACAUCUGUCAGUUUGUAUUUGCUUAUUAGUUCUUAGUUAAAACGGGCAGGAAUGAAUGAGCCAAGCAUUGGCAGCACUCGGGGUAACCCUUCAAAAGGAACAUACCUGACGUGUAACACAUUGUAGAUAAUCAGCAUUAUAUUUUGUGCCAUUUCAACACCUAUAAUUUAGCUCAUGUAACACGUGUUGACAGUUGGCUGCAGCUCCACCUGCAGUGCAUGCUGUUGAUUUAAGAUUAAUCUUGAACCUUUUGAGAAGCCUCAGUUAUGUUGAAGUGCCAGUGCCUGAAAUGUAAGUCAAUUGUAGCAGUUAAAUGUGAACAAACCUCUCACUGUACUUGUUGUAAACUGCAAACCACAAUGUUGAUUUAAUAUUGUCCGUCACACGAUGAGAUCGAUCUUCUGAUUUGUGAAUCUCAGCCGCAGACGGUUAAAACGUCUCAAAGCAGUCGAUAGCAGACGUAUAGCAACAGUGAUGUGAAAAUGGUUCCCUUUUUUGUCUCCGUGAAGUUUCUUCCCCCACAAAUGCUUUAUAUAAAUCAAAUAGAGUGACGGAUGUAUUUUCAAACAAGCAAAUAUGUGGGCAGAAUGACCAAUUUCUGCCAAGCACAAGUAUUGCUACAAACCAGGCUCUGUGGAUGUGCAAGGACGAAGCAGUUUCAUCUUCGCUGUCAAGUCCGUGAACCACUUUAUGUUCUGCAAAAAUGUGCAAUUAUUGAGUCUAUGGGUAAUGUUGUCUAACAUGCCUGUUGUUCCUUAAGUGGUUUCUUUUCACAAAUCUAGCAAAAGGGAGCACAUGGCCCUUGUUUUGUGUUUUUCAAUAACCAUCUGAAAUUAGAUUUUCUUCAUGCCUUAUACAUUACAUUUCAUGUACGAGUAUGUUUGGCACUGGUCAGAAGUAUGAAAUACCUCAUGGAAAGUCCUGCCUACCUAGCAACUACUUAAUGCCUCAUGCAGCUCACUUGUAGAGAAUACACUGUAACUAUAGAGAUAGUUCUCAAUUGUAAGACAGAAUGGAUGAAGCAUCAAUUUUAAGGUUUUGCAUUGUAGUUUCCAGAAGCUGUUUUCUCCGUAAAAUGGUCGUUUCGCUGCAGUUUGUUGUUUUCAGAGUUAUAUUUGCACAUAUAUAGAUGACACUUGUAGCCUAAGGACGACAGGGAGUCUAUAAUAAUGCAGCCGACCUGUCGUCUGUCGGGGUGUCGACGGGCAACCAGUCGGCUGUGCGAUAGUUCACCUCACCUUAGUUUGCGGGGAGUAAUAUUUAAGCAAUAUGCUGAAAGUAUAUGUUUCAGUGCAUGAACCAAGUACAUCUCCUUUGUUUUGUCUCACCAUUGUAUCUACAGUGGCAUCAGAUUCAGUAUACCUACACUAGCCUUGAAAAACCAUUGCCAUCUGCUGUUUUCUGACAUUGUUUAAAAUCUUACGUGUAUUAAUUGUAAUGAUUUAGAUGAUCUUAAUAUUUACAUAUUUCCUCAUGCCGUGGUAGCCUACAUGUAAAACGACACGCACGUUUGAGUUAAAACUGUAAACUAUUUUUUUACAAUGUUCUCCAUCCAAUCUCCCUGUGGCACUAAAGACGUUCACUCUGUCAUUGAUCACAAUCACAGCCUGGUAUUUGUGGCAUGUGUAAAUCUCAGAGUUCUCUCUGUAAAUACUUUAAGGUAGUUAUGAGUUGGAUCGAUGUACAUUCAGAUUUUCUUCAGCAGGAGAAAAUGGCUGUUGUGUAUUAAAAACAAGCAUAUACCACGUGUUCUGAUUUAUGGUUGAUUUCAAUGCUCACAAAUGUCUGCUCACUAUUUAACUCAUAUUUAUAUAACUAUUUUGUCACUCUGAAACGUAGAUUUUUACUUCUUUGUUAGAACAUAGUUUAGAAAAUAAGCAAAUUAUUGAAAGUAUACUAGUUCAAAUUAAUUAAAAGACUUGAAGAAA
This is a messenger RNA of Anarrhichthys ocellatus (wolf-eel), 8061 nucleotides long. RefSeq names its product zinc finger protein 646 (gene znf646). Gene Ontology annotation, biological process: regulation of transcription by RNA polymerase II. The transcript is spliced from 4 exons. Gene Ontology annotation, molecular function: DNA-binding transcription factor activity, RNA polymerase II-specific; RNA polymerase II transcription regulatory region sequence-specific DNA binding. Bases 776 to 5353 code for a protein of 1525 amino acids. The record is from RefSeq and is a predicted model, not a curated record. Gene Ontology annotation, cellular component: nucleus. NCBI's taxonomy places the organism in Eukaryota, Metazoa, Chordata, Actinopteri, Perciformes, Anarhichadidae.